GCAGAUGCGCGCCGACCUUGGAGUCUCCAAGCGCGCAGCGGUGGAUUUUGCGCACUGGAGUCAAGUAGAGCUGAAGGAACGAUCUGCUUGACUGACCGCAGUCAUUGGCACCGGCGGUUCGGGACUCAUUUGGUAGAAUUUCACGACGCACAGAGACAACUUCUUGCUCAAAUCGCUCCGGAUUAAAAAGAAGAAAAGUGUUCGGCGGGAUUUGAAACUUAGACAACUAAGUCGCUGUUUGAAGGCGCCUCAUUAGAGGAAAUUCCAGCAUCCUGAGAGACGGGGACGUUUAAAGAGGAUUGUAGAACUCUUUGCUGGAUUGAACAGGAAGGAUUCCAGCGCGAGGUAUCUGUAAAUUUGCAGAACAGUGAUAUUAGCGAUGUUUCAGCGGCAUGCGCGUCUUCUACUCUCCAAGUCUUUCAGAGAGGAUUUAACCGCCGCUCAUCUUGACUAAAACUGACGAGUCGCUGAAGAUGAGAGCCCUGCAAACAUUAUUGCUGUUUUUUCUCCUGCACCAGGUCGCAUGCAGGAAAGUGCAUGGAGGCGCCACAGAACUCAUCGAGUGGAGGGACAGUGAUAGCGAACAGAAGAUUUCUCCCACGGGGGUGAGAUCACGGAUUCUCAACCCCCUGCGUUUGUUUGCCAAGGGCUCCCCUGAGCUCAAGAGCAACAUGAGGGAAAUGACACAUUUACAGAACAUGGAGGACUUUUGGGACUGGUUAUCUAACCAGACAGAUGUUCAGGGUGCACAGGCCAGAACUAAACGCAGACCCAUCGUGAAGACUGGCAAAUUCAAAAAGAUGUUUGGGUGGGGGGACUUCCACUCAAACAUCAAGACAGUCAAGCUCAACCUACUGAUCACAGGAAAGAUCGUGGACCACGGGAAUGGCACAUUUAGCGUUUACUUCCGCCACAACUCCACCGGAAUGGGGAAUGUCUCCGUGAGCCUGGUGCCACCUUCCAAAGUCGUGGAGUUCGAGAUCGCCCAGCAGUCAACACUGGAGACCAAAGACACCAAGUCCUUCAACUGUCGCAUUGAAUACGAGAAGACGGACCGCAACAAGAAGACCGCCCUGUGUGGCUUUGAUCCGUCCAAGGUGUGCUAUCAGGAGCACACGCAGAGCCACGUGUCAUGGCUGUGCUCAAAACCGUUCAAAGUCAUAUGCAUCUACAUUGCCUUUUAUAGUGUGGACUAUAAACUGGUGCAGAAGGUAUGCCCUGACUACAACUACCACAGCGACACACCUUACUCCUCCACAGGAUGACCUAGCUCUUGGCGUGCAGCAGCCUUUGGUUACAUCUCCAACCGAUGUAAAUGUCAAACUCUAAGGUUUCAGUCCACAAAACACCCGAGUCUGCUGAAAGAAAGUCAACUCGAUGAGGACAAACACACUUCAAAUAUUUGAAAAAAACCUCUGUAAAUAUAGCAGUUGUAUCCAGUAAAAAAAAAAAAAAAAAAAUAACAGACAGUUUGGUCCUUUGAGACUUGGUUUUAAGGGUUUGACAAAGUAAAAGGCAGUGCUAGCUCCCAACCCUGCAUAAAUCCUCCCCACAACAGCACAUGUUCGCUGAUGUAAUUAGUGUGUUGUCCAGAUGUUUUCUUCAAGGCUAGACCAUGGGCAAAAUGUUGCACCAAUUAAAAGUGCAAACCUGGAAUCUGGCAGUGCUGGAGCCAAAAACUGUCACCUAAUUGAGAUAGUCAUUUAACAUACGAGACAAGAUUUUGAUGCAUCUUAAAAUUCUCUUUAAAAAAAACUCUGGCAUUUAAAAAGGCAUACAUUAAUGAAAUGUUCAUGUCAGGAUAUGGUAUUACAAAAACAGAGAAUGGAUUCAAAGUUUGACUUUGAACUAGAGCGGAUAUCUAUUUGUGCAUUUGGAAAAGUCAAAAAGGAUAGUGUUUUACUUCAAAAUUAUCCAAUAAGUGUCUCAAAGAUUUGAAUAAUUAUUAAUAUUUAGGAACAUCUUUUGUUAAAUUUCUUACAUAUGUAUUAAUAUGAUCAAAAUGACUAAUUAAGCCUAUUCCAGUGUACACAUGACAAAAUACACAGAUCAAUUUACAGAUUUCUGGAGGUUUAUAGUGCAUAUAAUGCCCUGCAAACAUUCUCAUACUGCUUGAAGUUUUCCACAUUCAGCUGCCUUGGAUCAAUUCCUUGUAGAACCUUCUUUCAUUGCAGUAGCAGCUGCAGGACUUUUGGAGUGUCUACUAGCUUUGCAAAUCAAGAAUUAUUUCUUUCUGUGCUUAGAGCAUUUCUGGACCUUGCCUGAGAAUUUCUAACACAUGAAUAUGCUGUGAUUUUACUCCAGAUCUGAUUAUAUGUUUACGGCACUUGUCCUACUGAACCUCCACCCGAGCCUCGUGUUUUUUUCAGCAUUGCCCAAUAUUUCUCUCCAUCCAUCUUUCCAUCAAGUCUGAGCAGCCUCUCCACAGCAUGAUGCUGCCACCACCUUGUUUAAUAGUAAUUUAGGUUUAUGUCAAGAUGACAUUGUGCAUGUAGACCACAGUAUAUUUUUUGUUGUAAAUCCUAAAGAGCUUAUGUCAAACUGUGCAUAAAACCCCUUAAGGUUUUAGUUAAAAAAUGUCUUUCUUCUAAUUGCUCAUCUAUAAAGGCCAAAUUUGUGACGUACACAGCUAAUAAUAAUAAUAACAAAUCCUUUUCCUCCAUGUGGUUUAAAAAACCACAUGGGUCAUUCACUUCUGGGUCAUUCACUUCUGAGGGCAAUUUAGAGCAAACAAAUAACCUUAUAUGCAUAGUUUUAGACUGCAGGAGGAACCCAGAGUAUCCAUGCAAAACCCACACACAGCUGCACCAGUGUUCAGCCUAACUAAUACUAAUUUUAAUAGUGCUUUUAACAUAUUCUUGCUCCUGAGCUGUGGAUCUCUGAAAUCAGUUGCUAUGUUACCACUGGUCUAUCCUACUGUUUAUGUAACAUCUGAAGCAAAUCGGUUGCACUGGAUUUUUGUCAGUGUUAGAGUAAAGGAAACUAAAUAUAGAUGCAGACAGUACUUUUGAGAAUUCGUUUUGAAAACAAAAACAAAGUACAGUUUCUUUCCUUCGUUAGUUAUGCACUGCUUUUUUAAGAUGCUACUUCACUUAAAAUCUCUAUAAAAUACACAAAUAUUUGUCUUUACAAUGUGGGAAAAUGUGGAGAACUCCAAGGGGUAUAAAUACUUUUGCCAGGCACUAUUAUGUAUUUCAGUUCUCCUGUGUUGAUUGCCGCAAUUAUCCCAAGGCAUGUGUGUGCUAAACCGGUCUGAAAUCCAACAUCUGUGUUUGCAGGAUGCACUUUGAGGCAGCAGCCUGCCGAGCGAGCCAUGCAGUGGAUUAAUGUGUCAGGAGAGAAGGGGAGAGGGAUGCAAUAAUUGCAGGACAGGUGGAUUUAGUGAGUCUGGCAGACAAUUAUCAGCACUUUGUCAUGGUCCUGCUACCAGCCCUGACAUUACCUGUCUUUAAUAGGCUUUAAUUAGCCUGGGAAUUUCUAUUCACCAAGAGGAGAGAGACUGAAAAAGGAAAGAAAAUGAGCAGAAGUUGGAAAAAAAAACACACAAAAAAAAAACCUUGUCUGCGAUUUCAAGAAGUGGGAAUGUAUUUGGAAAAAAAAAUCCUGGCUUUUUCCCAAAUGUACAGGAAGCUUAAUCUAGCAGACUUAAAGUGGAAAAGAAGCAGUUUAGCAGUACACGGUGUAAUGUGCUUUGACAUUGCAAUCACCCAGACAGUUUUAAAAGGUUUUGUUGAAACGCACCAUCACACGGAAAGCCGUAGAUUGCAUUGCUUGCACACAUCCUGGGUUUUAGGUUAGGGCAUGUGCCACAGAUGACACUGCAAUUAUUUCAGCCGAUGCUACUUCAUGGUCCCAUCAUCUGUAAAUGAUCCUGUCACCUUGUUGGUGAGGUGUAUGAUAAAUCAGUCAAUCUACAGUGAAAUGAUAUUUUUAGUUUUACUCCUCGUGUCGAUGCUGUGUACUACUUGUAAUUACAACCAGACGUGUUUAAUUAUGGCUUCAAAGUAAAUGAUGUCAGUUUAUUUACAUUUUUCCUUAAGGAUAUUUCACAAUGUGUACCCCUCCUCAUUUCUGGUGUUUUAUCAUGAUUAUCAUGUACAUAAAUGUUUAAAUUAUUGUCAACUGUUACAUAUCGUUUUAUUUCCCCAUUUCUGUGUUUUACAGUGUUCCUGUUUUGGUUACCUGCUUGGGUAAACUUGCUUAAAAUCUACUCCUGUAAAAUAGGGAAAAAAAUAUCCGUGAUUGCACAUGUUCAUUUUCACAGGAAAUUCAUUUUGUUAACAUUUAAUGGUUGAAGAUCACUUUAAAUCUUUAUGGCAUUAAACCUUAUAAGAAAUUGGCUCCCCAGCAUCUUGUCACGCUGAGUCUCCACGGUCUAUUGGCGCUCAGAGUUGUCUCGUUUCAUUCCUGAAAGGCCUUCUCAACAGGAUAAACACACCAUUUUUAAGAGGUACAUUUCGGUGUAGCUUUUUAAUGGGCAAUAAAUCUGUGUCCACAGGCGUGGAUGAUACCAGAGGUACACCUCAGGGAGCACAUCCAUUUUGCUGUGGCCAUCAGGGACAGGGGUCUUUUCAUUCGCUUCCAUUACUCUUAUCUGAUCAGGAUGAGGCACCUACUCCUUCAGCAUCAAGUCACACCAGGCUCCCCCGCUGCACUCAUCCAAAUCCCUUAAAACCAUGCUGAUAUGUAUUUCUAUUUUCAUGCUUCACCUCUCUUAGUAUUGGCGUUUAGACUGCACACUUAUAAGACCAUAAAAUUAGUUUACAUAAUUUAUAGCUUCAUUUAAAUACCAGUAACACGUGGAAAUGUAUUGACAUCAAUUGCAAAGUUUGUUCUAAACCACAAAAAGUAACUGAACAUUACACCAUGCCAUUGCCAGUUCUAAAAUAGAUUUUCAGUGCCUAAAGCCAUAGUGAGAAAGGAAAUAUAGUGUGGGCCAAACAAUGUAUAAAAAAUAAUAAUAAAAAGGAAGUAUGACUGUUA
This is a messenger RNA of Poeciliopsis prolifica (blackstripe livebearer), 4983 nucleotides long. RefSeq names its product neurexophilin 2a (gene nxph2a). The record is from RefSeq and is a predicted model, not a curated record. Gene Ontology annotation, molecular function: signaling receptor binding. The transcript is spliced from 3 exons. Bases 474 to 1265 code for a protein of 263 amino acids. NCBI's taxonomy places the organism in Eukaryota, Metazoa, Chordata, Actinopteri, Cyprinodontiformes, Poeciliidae.